AAAAUUAUGGACAGCUUUUUUGCAACGGGUUUGCUGCCAGGACACAGGUGUCAUGAAAACCACCGCUAAACCUAAGCAAAAAUGGGAAAGGAGAAGACGCACAUCAACAUCGUUGUCAUUGGACACGUAGAUUCGGGGAAGUCCACCCCUACUGGCCAUCUGAUCUACAAAUGUGGUGGGAUCCACAAGAGAACCAUUGACAAGUUCGAGAAGGAGGCUGCCGAGAUGGGGAAGGGCUCCUUCAAGUAUGCCUGGGUCUUGGACAAACUGAAAGCUGAACGCGAGCGUGGUAUCACCAUUGAUAUCUCCCUAUGGAAGUUCGAGAGCAGCAAGUACUAUGUGACCAUCAUUGAUGCCCCAGGACACAGAGACUUCAUCAAAAAUAUGAUUACAGGCACAUCCCAGGCUGACUGUGCUGUCCUGAUUGUUGCUGCUGGUGUUGGUGGAUUUGAAGCAGGUAUUUCCGAGAAUGGGCAGACCCAUGAGCAUGCCCUUCUGGCCUACACUCUGGGUGUGAAACAGCUAAUUGCUCGAGUUAACAAAAUGGAUUCCAUCGAGCCACCCUACAGCCAGAAGAGAUACGAGGAAAUUGUAAAGGAAGUCAGCACCUACAUUAAGAAAGUUGGCUACAACCCCGACACAGUAGCAUUUGUGCCAAUUUCUGGCUGGAACCGUGAAAACAUGCUGGAGCCAAGUGCUAACGUGCCGUGGUUCAAGGGAUGGAGAGUCACCCGUAAGGAUGGCAAUGCCAGUGGAACCACACUGCUUGAAGCUCUGGAUUGCAUCCUGCCACCAACUCGCCCAACUGACAGACCCAUGCGUUUGCCCCUCCAGGAUGUCUACAAAAUUGGUGGUAUUGGCACUGUCCCUGUGGGUCGAGUGGAGACUGGUGUUCUCAAACCUGGCAUGGUGGUCACCUUUGCUCCAGUCAACGCGACAACUGAAGUGAAGUCUGUUGAAAUGCACCAUGAAGCUUUGAGUGAUGCCCUUCCUGGGGACAAUGUGGGCUUCAAUGUCAAGAACGUGUCUGUCAAAGAUGUUCUUCGUGGCAAUGUGGCUGGUGACAGCAAAAAUGACCCACCGAUGGAAGCAGCUGGCUUCACAGCUCAGGUGAUUAUCUUGAACCAUCCAGGCCAAGUCAGUGCUGGCUGUGCACCUGUGCUGGAUUGUCACACAGCUCACAUUGCCUGCACGUUUGCUGAGCUGAAGGAGAAGAUUGAUCGUCGUUCUGGGAAAAAGCUGGAAGAUGGCCCCAAAUUCUUAAAAUCUGCUGAUGCUGCCAUCUUUAAUAUGGUUCCUGGCAAACCCAUGUGUGUUGAGAGCUUCUCUGACUAUCCUCCUCUGGGCCACUUUGCUGUUCAUGACAUGAGACAGACGGUUGCUGUGGGUGUCAUCAAAGCAGUGGACAAGAAGGCAGCUGGAGCUGGCAAGGUCACCAAGUCUGCCCAGAAAGCUCAGAAGGCUAAAUGAAUAUUAUCCCCAAUACCUGCCACCCCAGUCUUAAUCAGUGGUGGAAGAACGGUCUCAGGACUGUUUGUCUCAAUUGACCAUUUAAGUUUAAUAGCAAAAGACUGGUUAAUGAUAACAAUGCAUCGUAAAACCUUCAGAAAGAAAGGAGACUGUGUUGUGGACCAUUUGUUUUGUGUGUGGCAGUUUUAAGUUAUUAGUUUUUAGAAUCAGUACUUUUUCAUGGAAACAACUUGACCAAAAAUCAGUCACAGAAUUUGAGACCCAUUAAAAAAUUUAAUGAGAAGCCUGUGUUUUCUUUUGGUCAACACUGUAACUUCCUAUAGUACUUACUACUUAGGUAAGAGUUGCCCAUAAUCUGUUUCUGGUAUUAAGUCUGCUGAAACAAAAGAAUUUUAUAUUUCUGGGUUGGAGCUUCAGGUUUCUUACCCUUAUGUAAGGAGAAUUCACCUGUUUAAGUACAUCAUAGAAAAGCGUUGGUACAACACUUCACAGGUUAGGACAGAUAAGCAAAGUAACUGUUAUGUAAGCUAGUUUGUAAGAAGGUCAAAUUCUAUAAUAUGAAAGCUCAUGUUGCGUAUAAAAUUUUGCAUGGUUACAUAAGUAUUGAGUAAAUGAGUUACGUCAAAUUUUAGUUUCCCAGUUAUGGGAAAGUGCAUUCACAUUUACAAUAUUCAAGUAAUUAACCUAAAAUGUGAAGCCUAAAUAGUAUUGAGCACCGCCCUGCUAGAGUUAUUGUAUCCAGAUUCUAGGAAAAACAAAAGAUGCUGGAAACUAAAAAAAAAAAAAAAAUUACGGACAAAGAUGGGUUCCAGUUAAUGAGCUGACCUCAAUACUGCGGCCACAGAUUCUAAGAUAUAAGUAUAAUUAGAAAACAAAGGUGAAAAA
Molecule: messenger RNA, 2355 nt
Organism: Orcinus orca (killer whale)
Lineage: Eukaryota; Metazoa; Chordata; Mammalia; Artiodactyla; Delphinidae
Product: elongation factor 1-alpha 1-like
Exons: 1
Coding region: 82-1470 (462 amino acids)
Biological process (GO): translation; translational elongation
Molecular function (GO): translation elongation factor activity; GTP binding; GTPase activity
Source: RefSeq, a predicted model, not a curated record